Molecule: messenger RNA, 2832 nt
Organism: Colletotrichum lupini
Lineage: Eukaryota; Fungi; Ascomycota; Sordariomycetes; Glomerellales; Glomerellaceae
Exons: 4
Biological process (GO): transcription elongation by RNA polymerase II; protein phosphorylation; positive regulation of transcription elongation by RNA polymerase II
Cellular component (GO): nucleus; cyclin/CDK positive transcription elongation factor complex
Molecular function (GO): RNA polymerase II CTD heptapeptide repeat kinase activity; cyclin binding; ATP binding
Source: RefSeq, a predicted model, not a curated record
CUCCUUCGCCUCCACCACGUCGACCUCGAGACUCAGACAGAUUGCCAGACAGCAAACCGCGCGACCCCCCUCCCGACAAGUCGCAGCCUUCUGGCCGAAGCCACCAUAGAACACGCGAACGUAGCAGAGAGCGUCCUCGUCGAGCAUCGCCGUCGCCUUCCCGUCGCGACAAGUACAGGGAAGACUCUCGUGAUCGAUCUCGUGGCAGGGGUACUGGGGAGUCGCGGCGCGAAUCCCGAGCCAAGCACCCGCGAGAUCGCAGUCGAGGAGCACAGCGAGCCCCCGGAGACACUGGUCGAAGUGCACGAGGCUCGCCACGCCCCUCUCGACGGUCACCCAGUCCCGACCGCCGCGAAUACCGGUCAAAGCCCAAGGAAAGAAGUCGGCGAAGGCAUCGAAGCAGGACUCGCUCGCCUGAAAGAGAGAAACGAAGAGAUCAUCGUGAUCGCUCUACGUCACGCCGCCGUGAGCAGUCUCCUGGUCGAAGGAGAGACCGAUCUCCGCUGCCGCAUCGUCAAAGGUCACCAGCGAGACCUCCCUCCACAUCCACAAGAAGUGACCGUCGCCCGGCAUCACCACGACGCAGCUCCAGAGAUAGGCAGCGUAGAAGGCCGUCCCAGUCCCGUGCCUCCACUCGAUCCCUUAGUAGGGGGUCUGGUAGACGAGGGCAACAAGGCGACGAAUCCCGAGUUACUUCCAAGUCUCAACCGUCCUCUGGUGCCAACAGCGUGGAGUCAAUAUCCCCCUCAGUAUCCGCAGUCCAACUAUGGUCCUCCCACCGGACCGUCGGGCGCUUAUACACCAAAUCCCUCCUACUCGCCACCGCCAUCCGCCCCGACAGGACCUAUGCACACGAACUAUUCUCAUCCCAAUUAUCGAGGCAACUUCCGUGGGGGACUUCGGACCCCACUCGGACCUGGUCGAGGCGGCUACAGAGGCAACAGCUUCAAGAGUGCUAGCACUGCACAAUGGACAUCCAACACCUCGGGGACCGGCUCUCGGGCCGAUGACAUCAAGUCCCAUCACUCUGCAACGCCUGCUCAGAGUAGCAAGUCCGAUGUUGGCGACAAUGCAGAGGACGGCGAGAACCCGUUCCGCCCAUCCAAGGACAUGCAGGUCGAAGAUACCACACCGUCUGACAAGGCUCCCGAGAGCAAUGCUCAGCGACCCGAAAAGGCUCCCCCUUCUGGGCCGGCUGCCCAGUCGGCCUCAUCUUCGUCGUCGAAGUUCAGCUUUGCGUUUAAGGCAUCUGCAAAGCCCACUCCGACGGCCCCCAAGCCUGAGAUUUCUCAAAAGUUCAACGCUCCUGCAAAGCGGGAUACCUCACAGCAGGAUGACUCCAAGGAUCGGGAUCGCGAACGAGAUCGUGAACGGGAGCGUGACCGAGACCGAGACCGAGGAAGAGACAGAGAUCGCGAACGUGAUCGCGACCGCGACCAUGGUCGUGAUCGAGAACGCGAUAGGGCCCGCGAGAAGGAUAAGCAGAUUGACAAGGACAUUCUUCGGAGUGCCCCGACCGAACCGGCGUCGGCGAGGGCCCGCCAGGAUCCCAGGCAACCACCUCCGGGGCCCCGACAGGCCACCGCUCCGAGAACACGCAAGAUCAAGAAGACGAUGAAGCGCCUGAAACCAGGACCGAAGCUUCCGGACGAUCUCAUCAAGUCAGAGUCUGUCUAUUUCCGCAAACCCGGUAACGAGUCCGUCGUAGGCUCAGGCACGUACGGCAAGGUUUUCAAGGCUUUGCACGUCUACACGAAAGGACUUGUUGCGCUCAAGCGUAUCCGCAUGGAGGGUGAGAGAGACGGAUUCCCCGUUACGGCGGUCCGCGAGAUCAAGCUUCUCCAGUCACUGCGCCAUACAAACAUUGUCCAGCUCCAGGAGGUCAUGGUGGAACGGAACGAUUGUUUCAUGGUUUUCGAAUACCUGUCACACGACCUGACAGGCAUCUUGAAUCAUCCAUCCUUCACGCUUGACGCGGCCCAGAAGAAGCACAUGACGAUGCAACUUUUUGAUGGACUCGAUUAUUUGCACAAGAGAGGCGUUCUUCACCGAGACAUCAAAGCUGCCAACAUCCUCGUUAGUAGUGACGGCGUUUUGAAGCUGGCAGAUUUCGGUCUGGCUCGCUUCUACGCCAAAAGACACCAGUUGGACUACACUAACCGAGUCAUCACCAUUUGGUAUCGCUCGCCAGAAUUGCUUCUUGGUGAGACGCAGUACGGCCCCGCUUGCGAUGUCUGGAGUGCCGCCUGCGUCAUGGUCGAGAUCUUUACCCGCCAUGCCAUCUUCCCAGGUGAUGGAAGCGAGAUCAACCAGUUGGAUAAAAUCUACGCCGUGAUGGGAACCCCGAACAAGGCAGAGUGGCCAGGCCUGAUCGACAUGCCGUGGUUCGAACUGCUGCGCCCCGGAUACCGGCGGGCGAACACCUUUCCCCAGAAGUACCAGGACAGGCUGCCCGCAUCCGCAUACCGACUCUUGGCCGCCAUGUUUGCAUACGACCCCGCAAAGAGACCGUCGGCCGCCGAGGUACUUGCAGAUGAGUACUUUACCACCGAGGACCCGCCUCCGCAACAGGCCGUGGAGCUUGCUGACUUGGACGGCGACUGGCACGAGUUUGAGUCAAAGGCGCUCCGACGAGAGAACGAGCGGAAAGAAAAGGAAGCGCGUCGGGCGGCGGCAUCGGCCAAGGACAGCGGCACCAACAGCAACAGCAGCAACAACAACAAGCCCCGGGACCGUAAGAGGGAACCCGAGGCUCACGACGACCGUGGCGACGCUAAGAGGGUCCACGUGGAGACGAAGCCGGCGGUUGCUGUCGAGCGUCCCAGGGCCUAG